Helianthus annuus (common sunflower) is the source of this 1011-nucleotide messenger RNA. RefSeq lists its product as uncharacterized. Bases 1 to 1011 code for a protein of 336 amino acids. The transcript has 2 exons. The record is from RefSeq and is a predicted model, not a curated record. Lineage: Eukaryota; Viridiplantae; Streptophyta; Magnoliopsida; Asterales; Asteraceae.
AUGUGUAGUUCUACAAACAUUACAAAGUUAUCGUAUCGGUUUUCUUCCUUUAGUGAUCCAAUCGAUAUAAUAAACGAUGAAGAUCUUGCAAUGUUUUAUAAUUUUGCUAUGGAAAAUAUUUUUGAAAUUUAUAAAUUAUAUGUCGUUGAAGGGUUUUGUGCUGGGUCAUCUAGUUUUUCACCUCCAAAAAAAUUUAUAGUUCCUGAUUUGAAUUUCUGUAAUGAUGAAGAAAAUUAUGAUGUUGUAAACGAGUACCAGCCAAAUCCUGAUAAUUCAUUUGAAAAUUGUUUGCCAUCUUCAUCAAUUACUUUUGAACCAAGGCACGUAUUUAAUAACAAAGAAGACAUGAAACUUGAGUUGGGAAAAAAAUGUUUGUUAGAACACUUUGAGUUUAAAGUAGAUAGAUCUUCUAAAACUCGGUACGAAGUGUCAUGUUUGGUGGACGAUUGCGUUUGGCGUUUUCGUGCAUACAGUUUUAGGGAUAGUGGGGUGUUUUUUGUUAAGAGUUUUAACGAUAAACACACGUGCUCGAAGACGCUAACGUACCCACAUGUUCGUCAUGCAAACCCAAAGGUUGUUGCUCACUAUUUAAAAGAACCUUUAAAAGACAGUGGUAGAAUAUAUCGUUGUAAUGAAAUAGUGAAAGAUUUUAGACAAAGAUUCCAAGUUGAGAUAACCACUAGUCAAGCUUGGCGUGAAAAAAGUCUGGCACUAGAGCUUUUACAAGGAACAAGCAGAGAUUCGUUUGCAGAACUACCAUUUUACUGUUACAAUCUAGAGCGGGCAAAUCCUGGUUCUGUCACUCAUAUCAAGACUGAUGACGAGCGUCGGUUUGAAAUGGUCUUUGUCACGAUUGGUGCUGCGAUUCGUACCUUUAUCUGUAAUCUAAGACCGGUGGUGAUCAUUGAUGCUGCACACCUAAAGGGUGAAUUUAAAGGGACGUUAUUUUUAGCAGUCGGGAUGGAUGGAAACAACCAAAUUUUACCAAUUUCCUAUGGAAUAGGAAAAUGA